AUGGAUUCCACGGAAUCCGCCGCCACGCGCGUGACCCCGGCGCGCGGGUGCGCGGCUUCGGCGUCCGCGGCGCCGCGCGCGGUGUCGGGACGGCGAUCGACGAAGAAAAUCAACAGCGCGAAACGGCGGACGCGAUCGGAGCUCGACCUCGCGCGUGGGGACUGGACCAAGCACGGGUACGCGUACGCGGACGGCGCGGCGAACACGAACGACGCGGACGCGCGAUUCACGGCGAACAUAGAACGGAUAUCGGUGAAGACGGUCACCAGGGAAGCGUUCAUCGAGCGGUUUGAGAAGACGCGGACGCCGUGCGUGAUCACGGACGCGAUGGAGGAUUGGGGGUGUUAUCGCGCGGGGUCGACGCGUCGAUGGACGAUCGACGCGCUCGCGGAGCGGUUCCGCGACGUCAAGUUCAAGGUGGGGACGGACGACGAUGGGUACCCGGUGAAGCUGAAGAUGAAGUACAUUAAGGAGUACGUGAACGAUCCGGUGCAUUUGCACGAUGAUUCUCCGAUGUACGCGUUCGAUGGAAGCGUGUUCGACAAGCCGGAGACAAAGUCGCUCUUGGAGGAUUUCUCGAUUCCCGAGUAUUUUGAAGAGGACUUAUUCAAGCACGUGGGGCGAAAGCGUCGUCCGCCGUACCGAUGGGUGGUGUUCGGACCGCCCAGGAGUGGUUCUUCGGUGCACGUCGAUCCGCUCGCGACGAGCGCGUGGAACGCGUUGAUAUCCGGACGGAAGCGCUGGGCGCUGUAUCCGCCUCGAUCGGUCACGCGAGCUCAAAUCAAACCGCGCGGUAUCGGUCUCGACGGGGAGUCCGUGACGUGGUUCAACAAGAUGUAUCCUCGCACGAGAACCGAGGAGUGGCGACGACAAGGGCUUCCGCCUCCGAUAGACGUCAUUCAGUACCCAGGGGAGAUCAUGUUCGUCCCUGACGGAUGGUGGCACGCCGUGCUGAAUCUCGACCACACCAUGGCGGUGACGCAAAAUUUUGCCACCACGGCUCGAUUCGACGCCGUCUGGCGCAUCACCCGUCGAGCUCGACCGAAGAUGUCCGCGAAAUGGCUUCAAAAGCUUCGUCUCACGAGGCCCGAUCUCGGCGAGGUGGCGGAUGCGCAGCCUCGACGAGGUCCCGAGAGCGCGGGUGAGCAAACGACGUCGACGAGCAGCUCAUCCGAGGGAUCGAGCGACACCGAGCAGGAACAGACCGAGGUGGCGAAGAAGGAGCGCGAGGUGUUUGAAAGUGCAGGAAUGACGAAGAAAACGAGAUCCAGUGACGCCAUCGUGGCCGAGCUGGCCCAGGAAAAAAUGCGAGCGGCGGCGGAGCGAGACGACGCGAUGGAGGUGUGA
Molecule: messenger RNA, 1347 nt
Organism: Ostreococcus tauri
Lineage: Eukaryota; Viridiplantae; Chlorophyta; Mamiellophyceae; Mamiellales; Bathycoccaceae
Product: JmjC domain
Exons: 1
Coding region: 1-1347 (448 amino acids)
Biological process (GO): phagocytosis
Cellular component (GO): nucleus; cytoplasm
Molecular function (GO): P-TEFb complex binding; histone H4R3 demethylase activity
Source: RefSeq, a predicted model, not a curated record